Glossina fuscipes is the source of this 2157-nucleotide messenger RNA. RefSeq names its product tRNA N(3)-methylcytidine methyltransferase METTL6. NCBI's taxonomy places the organism in Eukaryota, Metazoa, Arthropoda, Insecta, Diptera, Glossinidae. The transcript has a single exon. The coding region runs from base 145 to 975 and encodes 276 amino acids. The record is from RefSeq and is a predicted model, not a curated record.
UCAUACUUAUUUGUUUACAUAAAAGACCAUAUGUUUUGCUAACAUCCCUGACAUCCAUCCGUUCACAUAGGUUUGUUGUGUUAUACGGAAAUAAUUCUAAAUUAUGUAAAUUGUGCAAAAAUUCAAUUUAUCCCGGUUUAUAAAAUGGAACUGGAAGAUUUUUAUAUAAAUGAGGAAAGAACUCUUACGAGUGAAGAUAAAGAAAAGUUACUAAAUCAAAAUAAACGUUUAGUAUCGGACUUUCAAGCGCGUAAACUAGAGGCAGAAGCACAGAAGCAUUGGGAUUUAUUUUAUAAACGCAACGAAACCCGCUUUUUCAAAGAUCGCCAUUGGACAACACGUGAAUUCAAAGAGCUUCUAGCCGUCGAUAACGAAACGCCAGAUAUACAAAAUCUAUUAGAAGUGGGUUGUGGCGUCGGCAAUUUUGUAUAUCCGCUAAUCGAGGAACUUGAUGUUUUACAUCAAGCCAACAAGUUCUUUUAUUAUGUUUGCGAUUUUUCACCGAGAGCCGUACAGUUUGUGCGUAAUCAUCCCCUCUACGAUGACAAACGUAUAUUAGCAUUUCAAUGUGAUAUAACGACCGAGGAUAUCCAACAGCACAUAGCACCCGGCUCAAUUGAUAUAAUAACGAUGAUUUUCGUCUUGUCCGCUAUCACUCCAGAGAAGUUUUUAUUGGUUAUCAAGAAUUUACACAAGUUACUGAAAAUUAAUGGUGUAGUGUUGUUUCGUGAUUACGGUCUUUACGAUAUGGCCCAACUAAGGUUUAAAUCAGGACACAAAAUAAUAGAUAAUUUUUAUAUGCGCCAGGAUGGAACGCGUAGUUAUUACUUCGAGAAGAAUGAAUUAGCCAAAUUGUUUUUAGCGAGUGGCUUUGAGAUUCUUAGCAAUACGUAUAUUCAUCGACGCACCUUAAAUGUGAAAGAAGGAAUUGAUGUGCCGCGUAUAUACGUGCAGAGUAAAUUUAGAAAAUUAUGAAACUAAAUUAAGAACCCUCAAAGACAUACUUAAUUUAGUUAUAUUCUUGCUGGGCGUUUAUCUAACCGCCGAACUGAAACUUUAUUUUUUUAAAUUACUAUUUUAUGCCGUUCGCAACACAUAAAUUCCUCAUUAGAUUAAGGCAAUAUUUUCACUGGUUGAACCAAUUUUUGGAACAAUAAUCAUUGAUUAAUCAAUUUUGUAUUUGAAAAUGAACCGGUCGAAAGAAACAUCUAUAUACGUGAAUUAAUUUCCAUUUUCAACAAGUAAACAAGCGAAACAUUUGCUUCAUCGGUUCGGAAAUUGAUGCGUUGUUACCAUUCAUUGUGUGAGUAGGUCGUAGGAAGUUCUCUGAUGAUAGUAGACAUCCAUCAUAGACAUCUAUCAUAUCAUCGAAUACAAUACCAUGUCGAGUACUCUUUAAUCUCCUUGUGGCUAUUUUUUUUCGCAAAUGGAAAAUUGUCACUUGUCUGAUCCAUCCUGCUAUAAAUACUACUUAUUUAAAUGUUUUGAAGCCUUUCAACAAUUAGUCAUCGCUUAAAGCUUUUCACGAAAGGGUUUACUCGACAAUUCUCCACUGUCGGGAAUUUUCAGCUUGCAUUCAAAAGCAAGUCUUAAUGAAUUUCCCAUUUCGACCACAUACUAUUUGCGGUAUAAGGGUAUAUUGAGUGUGUGUGAAUGUAUUCGAUACGCAGAACCACGUUCUAUUAUAUCGAUCGAUUCAGAAUCACUUUCUGUGUCGAUCUAAGCUCAUCUGUCCAUCUAUCUUGCUUUUUUUCCGUUGAACCUAAAGGUUUUUAGGUUAAAGGUUACAGGUUUUUGGUUCGAAUGGAAAGUGUCGUCAACAUUUUGCGAGAAUAGAGGAGCAUUUCCUGAAGAUUAAGGCAAUACCAUCAAAAAAUUUUCAAGUAAACUUACGAAACCGCGAGAUAAACGGAAAUGCUAGUGGUAUAACGUGUAAAACCGAAGGAAUUAAUUCAUGCAUUAAAAUAAAAGUGAAAUCCAUUUCAUUCCAUUCUAGUGAUCUUUGACAGAUAUCGAUAUGAACGCUGACCCUAACAUUUCUUUGACAAACCUUUAAUUGACAGAAUAGAAAACUGCUUCAUGUAUUGCUUGUCCAAUAUUCGCUUUUAAGCGAAUAUAGCUUUCUUAUUUCGUUUUUAAUCUUUAUCCUUAAUAUCC